AUGGCGCUGAGCUUCAGAACCACCCGCCACGCCUCCCGCCUGGUCCAGGCCUCCCGCCCCCUCUUCUCAGCCCGCAAUUAUGCGACCGCUGAGCCCGACCUGAAAACCACCCUGAAGGAGGUCAUCCCCGCCAAGCGCGAGCUCCUGCAGCAGGUGAAGGCGCAAAGUGACGAGACCAUCGGCGAGGUCAAGGUCGGCAACGUCAUCGGCGGCAUGCGCGGCCUGAAAGCCAUGCUCUGGGAAGGCUCAGUGCUGGACGCCGACGAGGGCAUCCGCUUCCACGGCAAAACCAUCAAAGACUGCCAAAAGGAACUGCCCAAGGGUACCUCCGGCACGGAGAUGCUCCCAGAAGCCAUGUUCUGGCUUCUGCUGACGGGCCAGAUCCCCUCGACUUCCCAAGUCCGCGCCUUCUCCCGCGAACUGGCCGAAAAGUCCGAGCUGCCCGCCCACAUCAUCAACAUGAUCAAGUCCUUCCCCAAGAGCAUGCACCCAAUGACACAGCUAUCUGUCGCCGUCGCCGCGCUUAACACCGAGUCCAAGUUCGCGCAGGCCUACGAAAAGGGCUUGAACAAGGCUGAGUACUGGGAACCCACCUUCGACGACUGCAUCUCGCUCCUAGCGAAGAUCCCUCGCGUCGCGGCACUGGUCUUCCGCCCCAACGAAAUCGACCUCGUCGGACACCAGAAGCUCGACGUCGCCCAAGACUGGGCCUACAACUUCGCCGAACUCCUCGGCAAGGGCGGACAGCAGAACGAGGACUUCCACGACCUCCUCCGCCUCUACCUCGCCCUCCACGGCGACCACGAAGGCGGCAAUGUCUCUGCGCACGCAACACACCUCGUCGGCAGCGCGCUGUCGGAUCCUUUCCUGAGCUACUCUGCCGGCUUGCUGGGUCUCGCCGGACCGCUGCACGGCCUCGCCGCGCAGGAAGUCCUCCGCUGGAUCUUAGCCAUGCAGGAGCACAUCGGCACCAAGUUCACCGAGGAAGACGUCCGCACCUACUUGUGGGACACGCUGAAAUCCGGGCGCGUCGUGCCGGGCUACGGCCACGGCGUCCUGCGCAAGCCGGAUCCCCGCUUCGAGGCCCUGAUGGACUUCGCCGCGACUCGCCCCGACGUCCUGGCUAACCCGGUCUUCCAGCUCGUUAAGAAGAACUCGGAGGUUGCUCCUGGUGUUUUGACUGAGCACGGAAAGACGAAGAACCCCCACCCCAACGUCGACGCCGUCUCCGGCGUCCUGUUCCACCACUACGGCUUCCAGCAGCCCCUGUAUUACACCGUUGCCUUUGGCGUUAGCCGUACCCUCGGUCCGCUGGUCCAGCUUAUCUGGGACCGGGCGCUGGGUAUGCCCAUUGAGCGUCCUAAGAGCAUUAACCUGCUGGGUCUGCUGAAGAAAUAG
Penicillium argentinense is the source of this 1398-nucleotide messenger RNA. It is a transcript of the gene mcsA, whose product is annotated as putative citrate synthase Cit1. Lineage: Eukaryota; Fungi; Ascomycota; Eurotiomycetes; Eurotiales; Aspergillaceae. Bases 1 to 1398 code for a protein of 465 amino acids. Gene Ontology annotation, cellular component: mitochondrial matrix. The transcript is spliced from 3 exons. Gene Ontology annotation, molecular function: 2-methylcitrate synthase activity. The record is from RefSeq and is a predicted model, not a curated record. Gene Ontology annotation, biological process: carbohydrate metabolic process; tricarboxylic acid cycle.